UCCCCUUCUCCGUGCUUGUCACUUUUUACCUAACCAGCCUAACCUCAAAAACACUCAAUCUAACUGUGAUCUAAAAUGAGUCGUUACGCUAAAUAUGCCGAUUUAACGAAACUAUCGACUGAAUAUGCAAGACGUAUGUUACGACUUAGUAAUAGAAUAUUUGGUGAAGUCGCCCGCCCUACUAAUUCCAAGUCAAUGAAAGUGGUGCGAAUGUUUAGUGAAAAACCCCUCAAUUUGAGACGAGAAGUCACACAUUACUACCCUAGGCAUAUAGAAACUGGAUGGUUGAUGAUAAAACUAAGACAUUACGGUUUGUAUAGAGACGAACAUGCCGACUUCAAAGAAGAAAUGGAACGAAUGAGAGUUCUUCGUGGCAAAGCGAAACCAAAGAGGCAACCGAGGAACAAACAGCAGCAGGAAGAAGAAAAGAAAGAAUGAUUUUGUAUAUGUUAUAUGUUUAGUUCUUUAGUCGUAAUAAAGUUAUUUGACUUGAA
Messenger RNA from Tribolium madens (black flour beetle), 494 nucleotides. It is a transcript of the gene mRpS33, whose product is annotated as 28S ribosomal protein S33, mitochondrial. Lineage: Eukaryota; Metazoa; Arthropoda; Insecta; Coleoptera; Tenebrionidae. The coding region runs from base 76 to 438 and encodes 120 amino acids. The record is from RefSeq and is a predicted model, not a curated record. The transcript has a single exon. Gene Ontology annotation, cellular component: mitochondrion.